Messenger RNA from Fundulus heteroclitus (mummichog), 805 nucleotides. RefSeq names its product profilin 1 (gene pfn1). Gene Ontology annotation, molecular function: actin binding. The transcript is spliced from 4 exons. Gene Ontology annotation, biological process: positive regulation of actin filament bundle assembly; regulation of actin filament polymerization. The record is from RefSeq and is a predicted model, not a curated record. Lineage: Eukaryota; Metazoa; Chordata; Actinopteri; Cyprinodontiformes; Fundulidae. Gene Ontology annotation, cellular component: cytoplasm. The coding region runs from base 112 to 543 and encodes 143 amino acids.
UACUUGCGGGCGGGGAGUGGUCUGACCUAUAAAGGACGGCUCAUCUUCCUGCUUUCUGCAUUUCUCCUCUGUCCUCUGUUUGCUUCAGACCUGAGACUCUACCUGCACAGGAUGUCGUGGCAGGCCUACAUCGACACCCUGAAGUCGCCGGACCACAGCGGCACGGCUCCGGUCGCCGAGGCGGCCAUCUGCGGCAUCAGCGCCGGCCAGGAGAGCGUGUGGGUCAGCACCACUGGCCUGGCCAACAUCACGGCGGAUGAAAUCAAGAAGCUGGCGAGCAAGGACCGGUCCAGCUUCGCUCAGAACGGCGCCUACAUCGGAGGAACGAGGUGCCGGCUGAUCCGGGACCAGUUGGACGUUGACCCCGUCUUCGCUCUGGACCUGAAGACUGCAGCUGAUGCUGAUGGCAACACGUUUGGAGUCUGUGUUGGAAAGACCAAGACAGCUAUAGUCAUAGUUAAGGGCACCAAAGACGCCAGCGGUGGACAGCUGUCCGCCAAGAUAUUCACCGUCGUCAGCCACCUUCAGAAGGCCGGCAUGUGAAUCCAACAUGGCCGCCUGCCCUCCUCGCCCUUUGACCCCGUCCCUCUGUCCCCCCACCACAUUCUGAGCUUCAGUAGUCUCCGGCGUCCCUCCCCGCCACCAGGGACCAGCGUUUUCCUCCAUGUAACCAGAAUUCAGUGACUGAGCGUGUGAGGCCGCCGGUCAUGUGACCAGCGGCCAUCUUUGUUUCAGACAGGGAGCAGUGUUACAUGUUUCACGUCGUCCACACACCUGAACUAAUAAAGAGAGUUUAUGGACCCUG